CCCGCCCACAGUCCCCGCCAGCAGCUUCGCGCGGCCUGAAGGCCGGGGUGCGCGUGACUCUCGUCGGCUGUGCGAAGGGUGUGCUUCCCGAGCCGAGGGCGCGGAAGGGGGACGCCCCAGCCUCGGGGCCCUUCGUGGUCGCGAACGCCGUCCGCCCGGGAGGCUCCCCACGUCCGGCACGAUGAGUGCCAACGAGGACCAGGAGAUGGAACUGGAAGCAUUACGUUCUAUUUAUGAAGGAGAUGAGAGUUUCCGGGAAUUAAGUCCAGUUUCAUUUCAAUAUAGGAUAGGUGAAAAUGGUGAUCCCAAAGCCUUCUUAAUAGAGAUUUCCUGGACGGAAACAUAUCCCCAGACACCUCCAAUUAUAUCUAUGAACGCGUUCUUCAACAACACCAUAUCAUCAGCUGUAAAGCAGAGUAUAUUAGCCAAGCUGCAGGAGGCGGUGGAAGUUAACCUCGGGACCGCUAUGACCUACACGUUGUUUGAAUAUGCCAAGGACAAUAAGGAGCAGUUCAUGGAGAAUCACAAUCCUGUUAAUUCCACAACAUCCAUAAGCAAUAUCAUCUCCAUUGAAACUCCUAAUACAGCCCCAUCAAGUAAGAAAAAAGACAAAAAAGAACAACUUUCAAAAGCCCAGAAACGUAAACUGGCGGACAAAACAGAUCACAAAGGAGAGCUUCCUCGAGGAUGGAACUGGGUUGAUGUGGUGAAGCAUUUAAGCAAAACUGGCUCUAAAGAUGAUGACUAGCGCUUGGAAUUGAGACAAAGGAAGAGCAUCCUUUAAAAAGUAACCUGGGUUCAAAAUCUUUCAUGACUCUUAUGGUAUUGAGGGGGCUUUUUAUAAAACACAAUUUUUUGGGUGUGUUUCUUAGUAAACAAUGUUUUAAGCCAAAAGUUCAUAAAGUGAUUGGUUGUAUUAAGUUAUUUUCACAAACUUGCCUUAAUAAAAGGUGAAAAGGUUACCGUUUAGUAAACUUCGUGAAGCCUGUUGGGCUUUGGAAAUGGACAAAUACGGGGAAUAAAAAAUAAUCAAUGUUAAUUUACAUGGUUUUAUUCUAGUGGACGUGAUAUUUUUAAAAGCAGUCUGAAGCCCUUGUCAAACCCUCAUCCCAGUGGAGCAGAACACAGUGAACAGUUACUGCCCCUCAUGGGCCGUGUGGAUAGGCUUCUCAUCUUGAAGUCUUCAGCUAUUCUUUCUCUUAAUUACUGAAGCAUAACUUGCUUCAGAGAAAUUUAAAUACUGGUAUUUGAACUUUAUACAUAAUAUUCUUUGUAGUUCCUUUUUAUUUUUCAAAGGUGAACUGCUUCUCUUUAAUAAAUAAAUACCUGUUUAUACUUUUCUCUUGGUUUGGGUCACGGUGUUGGAUCAUGAAAGCUUUCAAUGGUUUGUAUGCUAUGAAAAGAUAGAAACAAAUCUGCCAAAUACAUUAGAAAGCGUUUGAAUAGAAGGGCUGGCUCCUAUUUAAAACAUUUCUCUUUGUUGCAUAUACCAACAUGGGAGUAAAAGAUGCCUUAAUAUUUAAUAUUUGUAUUGUUGGAGACAAUGGUUUUAAUAGAUUCCUAUUUAUCUGCUAUUGUGUAUUUUUAGUUGUUUGGUUAAGUGAGGUCUUCUAAAUGGUUUAACAGAAAACCACAUUUCAAGUCUUGUUUCUUUUCAGUUAUCGAAAUGUAUUUCUCAGCCCAAGCAUCUUUGUAAUAGUAGGUAUAGAAGCAUUUCAAAUGCUGAGCUGUAGCACAUUAAUAGAGGAGACUUUUAGCAUAGUUUUACCAUGAAGUUAUUGAUGUGUGUGUGCAAUUUACAGUAAUUUCUGUCUAUGCUCCCCAGCUUUAAAAACACUUAGAACUGCUGCUGUGGUGUCUGGAAGGGUAGAUUGUUGGUUCCUCAAGUUAUACUUGUGCAGCUUGGGUCUCAGUUUUUAAAGAAUAUUUAACUUUUCAAGAACUUUCCUUAGUGUAAGAGUAGUUUGAAUUGUUUCCGUGGUUUUUACUGGGUUAGCAUUGGCUUCAGUUAAAUCGUUCGAAUUGUAAGUAUAAUUACAGUGAAGAAGCUUAAUCUCAUUUUCAAAAGCUGAAUCACAUUUUAUUUCUUGAACUCUUAUGAUAGCAACAUUAAAAUUCAGGACCACUGGAAUAUGCCAACUUUUAUUUCGGGGUUGUGUGUGUAGUUUGUGUUGUGUUGAUUUAUUUGCUUUGUUUUUAAAAAGACAAACUACUAUAUCUGCCAGUGGGAGAAAAUUCUUUGUUUUGCUCUGAAGCUUCUGAAAUUGUUUAGGCUUACUGUGGUUCGUAAAUUACAAAGAAUAAUGCUAGUUAAAUGCCAAUGAAUUGUUUUUCCUCUUUUUAUAUGAAAUGUACACAUUUCAGGGGGUGAUGGUAGCAGUGGUGCCUCUUUCUACCUUACGUAAAACUCUUGAACAUCCUCAUCAGUAUUGCCGUCAUCUGCUUAAUACUCCCGGUAUAUUUUCUCAAAGUCUGUUUACUUAAAAUUAUGUAGAAUGGCAUAAUUAAUGAGCAAUAAAACCUGAAUUGCACACCA
Messenger RNA from Equus quagga, 2536 nucleotides. It is a transcript of the gene RWDD4, whose product is annotated as RWD domain containing 4. The transcript has 8 exons. The record is from RefSeq and is a predicted model, not a curated record. Lineage: Eukaryota; Metazoa; Chordata; Mammalia; Perissodactyla; Equidae. Bases 182 to 748 code for a protein of 188 amino acids. Gene Ontology annotation, molecular function: protein binding.